Molecule: messenger RNA, 762 nt
Organism: Exophiala aquamarina CBS 119918
Lineage: Eukaryota; Fungi; Ascomycota; Eurotiomycetes; Chaetothyriales; Herpotrichiellaceae
Exons: 2
Coding region: 1-762 (253 amino acids)
Biological process (GO): ubiquinone biosynthetic process
Cellular component (GO): mitochondrial inner membrane
Molecular function (GO): lipid binding
Source: RefSeq, a predicted model, not a curated record
AUGUCAAACUUCUCCGCUGCCUCCCUAUCAUCUAUCAGAUCCUUACGUUACGUCUGUCUUCCUACUAAGGAGGCAUUGCCCCCUUUCGUACGCACCUACUUUUCCAGCUACCAUCCAGACCUGCGCCCUUUCCCACCGGCUCAAGAGCAUAUCCUCUCGGCUGCCCUUGACCGGGUACCACAAUAUGGGUUCACAGAAGACGCACUGGUGCUAGGUGCUAAAGAUGCUGGCUACCUCGAUGUAACAGUUCAGCUGUUUCCCCGCGGAGUUUUCGAUCUUGUCAAUUUCCAUUUGGUUUCCCAGAGACUAGCACUCAAGGAUAAUGUGCAAUUCCCGUCAUCUGCCAACCUAGGUCUGACCUCCAAGGUGAAGUCAUUGGCCAUGGCUCGUCUACGUGCAAACAAGGAUAUCAUUCAUCAAUGGCAGGGAGCUCUCGGCCAUAUGUCCUUGCUAGGGAACAUCCCCUCCUCCUUGAAGGAGCUGAACGCCUUGUCGGACGAAAUCUGGUACCUUGCCGGUGACACCGCAGUAGACUUCUCAUGGUAUACAAAAAGAGCCUCCCUGGCAGCUGUUUAUGCGAGCUCAGAAAUGUUCAUGACAACCGACUCUUCGACGGACUUUACUGCCACUGAGGAGUUCCUCAGUCGGAGAUUGAAUGACGCGCAGAACGUAGGAAGCACAGUCGGAGAAUUUGGACAGUAUGUGGGAUUCUGGGCAGGGAAUAGCCUCAACUUAGCCCGAUCAUGGGGAAUGAAAGUGUAA